ACGCAGGACGGGUGGACGGCCCCGUUUGGGCAUGUCGCGCUCACAAUCGGCGGUCCGGCGUUAACCACCGCCACCGUUGUUGCUUCCACACCACAACCACACGCACUGGAACACCCAGCGCAUCGGCCGGCAGGCGGCGCCCGCGUCUUGGCUGUCACCACACGCGCCCGCCGACGCCGACCAGGUCCCGCAUACCCGCAGCUGCGUAGCCAUUCCCACAAACCAACCAUACACGCUAAUCAAAAAGAUUAGUGGAGCACUGCCUGAGCCUUGAUUUCUCGUUCUUUAGUACUACCUGCUCCACGAGACCAGACCACGCCAGCGGAAAGAUAAAGGAUUAGUAGACCAGAAGCUUAAGCUUGCUGCCUUGCUGUUCAUUUCCCUUGCCUGAGCCGUUAAGCGUACUGUACUGGCAGUUUGUUCGUUUACUCCGUUCCACGCAUCCCAACAAUUCGUCAAUCCCCAGCCGCACGCACGAGAAAGAGGCAGAUUCGCUGCUCCGACCGCGUCUUCGUUGCCUUGUUGGUUUCCGUUCUGUGACUCUGUCCUUCGCUUGCUUUUGACUUGGGGUAGUUGGCUUUUCUCUCCCCCCUCGCCUUCCUCCAGGCUUUGGGGAUUUGGUUGCUUCCUGUCGGGGUUUGAGAGGAGCGGCGCUCUUGAAUUGUUGCUUUCAAUUGGUCCGUUUGGCAGGGUUUGGCAAUAGAAAGAUUUGUUGCCGGAGAUGGGCAAGCCGUCGCUGAAGAAGAAGAGGGCCUCCGGCGGCGGCAAGUCCGGCGACCACGGGGGCAAGCCGGCGUCACUGGAGCGGUCUGGUUCCAAGGUCCUCGACGGCGAUGAGACCCUCUUCACGGACAUGGCGCAGGAGCACAAGGAAGAGGGCAAUAAGCUCUUCCAGCGCCGGGACUACGACCGCGCGCUGCUCAACUACGACAAGGCCAUAAAGCUUCUGCCCCGGGCGCACCCCGACGUCGCCUACCUCCACAGCAACAUCGCCGCCUGCUACAUGCAGAUGAGCCCGCCCGACUACUACCGAGCCAUCAACGAGUGCAACAUCGCGCUCGAAGCGUCGCCCAAGUACACCAAGGCGCUGCUCAAGCGGGCGCGCUGCUUCGAGGCUCUGGGCAGGCUCGACCUCGCGUGCAGGGACGUCAACAAGGUGCUCGCUCUGGAGCCCAACAACCUUACUGCGCUGGAUGUAUCCGACAGGAUCAAGAAGACUAUGGAGGAGAAGGGAAUCGUUCUGGACGACAAGGAGAUCAUGCCCACGCCGGAGGAGGUGGUGGCCGCUGCACCCAAGCAGAAACCGCGCAAGAAGAGGGGAGGACGGAAGUUCGCUGCCAAGGCUGCGGCUGCUGCUGUGGAGGAGGUCGAUGAACAGAAGAUUGCGGAAGCUAUCAAGGAGGAGGUGGAGGAGCAGCCAAGGCAGGUGAAACUCGUGUUUGGGGAGGACAUAAGGUGGGCUCAGGUGCCGGCGAGCUGCAGCAUGGCACAGCUGCGCGAGGCCGUCCGGAGCAAGUUUCCUGGACUGAAGGCUGUUCUUGUCAAGUACAAGGACAAGGAGGGUGAUCUUGUGACAAUCACCAACCAGGAUGAGCUGAAAUGGGCUGAGGAGUUGGCUGAGGCUGGGAGCUCACUUCGGCUGUAUGUUACCGAGGCUGAUCCGGAACAUGAACCUUAUGUUGACGACACCAAUAUGGAGAGAAAUGUAAACAGCAAUUCGGAUAAUGGAAGUAUUAGAAGCAAUAGGCAGGAUGAGGACAGGAGCACUGUGACCUGUAUUGAUGAUUGGAUUGUGCAAUUCGCCCGGCUUUUCAAGAACCAUGUUGGGAUUAGCUCUGAUGAGUACCUGGACCUCCAUGAGGUCAGUAUGAAGCUCUACACUGAGGCAAUCGAGGACACUAUUACUACUGAGGAAGCCCAGGAGGUGUUUCAUCUUGCUGAGGGAAACUUUCAGGAGAUGGCAGCACUUGCAUUUUUCCACUGGGGUAAUGUUCACAUGUCCCGGGCCAGGAAGAGAUUGUUGCUAUCAGGAGAUUCCCCAAGUGAAUUGGUGCUUGAGCAGGUGAAGGAAGCAUAUGAAUGGGCAAGGGACGAAUACAAUAAGGCUGGAACAAGAUAUGAAGAUGCCGUGAAGGCCAAGCCGGACUUUUUUGAAGGUUUCCUUGCACUGGCGCACCAGCAGUUUGAACAAGCAAAACUGUCAUGGUACUAUGCAAUUGGUAGUAAUGCAGAUUUGGACAGCUGUUCUUCUGAAAUUCUGGAGCUCUUCAAUAAAGCUGAGGAUAAUAUUGAGAAAGGUAUAGAGAUGUGGGAGGAAAUGGAAGAACAGCGUCUGAAGAAUCGAUCUAAACCUAGCCAGGAGAAUAUUGUGCUAGAGAAGAUGGGCUUGGAGGAGUAUAUCAAGGAUGUAUCCACUGAUGAUGCGGCUGAACAGGCUUCCAAUUUAAGGUCUCAGAUAAACAUUUUAUGGGGUAUGCUCCUUUAUGAACGUUCAGUUGUGGAAUUUAAAUUAGGUCUCCCAAUGUGGGAGGAUUGUUUGAUGGCUGCUAUUGAAAAGUUCAAACUUGGGGGAGCUUCUGCCACAGAUAUUGCUGUGCUGGUGAAAAACCACUGUGCCAAUGAAACUGCUCAAGAUGGUUUGGGCUUCAAGAUUGAUGAAAUUGUUCAAGCCUGGAAUGAAAUGUAUGACAUUAAACGGUGGCUGCGUGGUGUUCCAUCAUUUCGCCUUGAGCCAUUAUUUAGGCGAAGAGUUCCACAAUUGCAUACUGCACUUGAACAUAUAUAGUACUCAUGAAGUUGUUCUACAUCAUAUUGGAUUUCAAUGCUUUUUUAUCAGUGACACUUUUCUCUUUUUUUGGUCAAUUGCUGCAUGGGAUACACUACAUGGAUUUGUUAUAUUGCAUUUUUUACACCUGAAAGAGUCUGCUUCCUGGUUGUGAAGCUAUUCAUACAAGCCUAUUCUUUUCACAAGGCUGGUAGCCCUCUGCGGUUUGCAUACUCUAGUUCUUGUUUUGGUCAGGUUUGCUAUGUAACUCACAGGAAGCUGUGCUUUUGUUAUUGAAUUAGUUAUUCAUAUGAUUAUGACAUGGUAGUCCAUUGUUGGGGGAUGUCAUGGGUGGCACCCUCCUUUUCCUUUGUGGUAUUUUAUCUGUUCUGCAAUGCGCAAACUCAGUUAGGCUUGUACUGCAGUUACAUUUAGAAUUCGUUGUUUUCUUAAGUUUGAAAGAAAAAAAAGGAUAGCUGUGCUUUUUUUCUC
This is a messenger RNA of Zea mays, 3256 nucleotides long. Its product is annotated as Octicosapeptide/Phox/Bem1p (PB1) domain-containing protein / tetratricopeptide repeat (TPR)-containing protein. The record is from RefSeq and is a predicted model, not a curated record. The coding region runs from base 722 to 2785 and encodes 687 amino acids. The transcript is spliced from 4 exons. Gene Ontology annotation, molecular function: protein binding. Lineage: Eukaryota; Viridiplantae; Streptophyta; Magnoliopsida; Poales; Poaceae.